This is a messenger RNA of Ostertagia ostertagi, 321 nucleotides long. The record is from the annotation of a GenBank genome assembly. Lineage: Eukaryota; Metazoa; Nematoda; Chromadorea; Rhabditida; Trichostrongylidae.
AUGUUGGAGCCGCAGUGCAACCCCGGAAAAGGGGAGAAGCACGAGGAGAAGAAGACGUCGACCACCACGCCGACAACGUUGCUCGCGCCAACCUCUACCAGUUCCGCGAGAAUGGGGCUGGCACCAUCGUACGCCAUCCCAACCGGUGUCGGACGUAAACUCACCCCGAUGCCACGCGACCUUCAUCCUCCGCAUCACACAAAACCGAUUCGCUACGCUCUUUUUGAGCCACCAAACUGGAUCUACGACGGUUGCCUUACGGACGCCGAGUUCAAUGAGAAAGUGCGUUUUUUCUGUGUUGAAAACAAUUAUGUCGUUUAA